AUGGUAUCAGAGCUUGGGGACGAAACCCUAGCCGUUAUGGAAGAGAACCAUCCACAGUCAUCUUCUGUUGAUGGAUCUUCGAGUUUUGACAUGAAAAUUGUUAUUCGAGUGACUGUGAAGGAGUGUUUUCAAGCAGCCUUACCAGAGUUACUUUUUGCCGUCCAGUUGCAGUUGACGGAGAGUCGUCGUCAGUGGGAGCUGCCUCACCUAAUAGAAGUGUCGAUCGGGCUUCUCCAUACAAAAUCCAACCGAACUCGCGAAGAUCAGAUAGAUCCGGUAACGAUCGGUGUUCAGAGUCGCAUAUUGGGUCAACGACCUACUCUUUCUCUCAGAGAAGUUUGUUCAGAGGUUCGACUAGAAGAGGAUCGGUCACAUGCUAUGAACAAUCCUGUGGUUGUUUCCACUGGUGCAUCAGCCAAAUCCACUGGUGCAUCAGCCUUUGUUACAAAGGCUUCCAGUGCCGACGGUGAUAAAAAGCCCACACCUGUUUGUGAGCAUUGCAAGAAGCCAUGUGCGGGAAAUGAACGUAUUAGAAUUGCAGACGGGUCUUUUUCCCCAGUUGCGGGGAAAGGAAACACCUCUCCUUUUGAUGUAGUACUAUGUGAUACACUUCAUGUGCCUAAAAUUUCAUAUAAUCUUUUAUCGGUCAGUAAAAUUACAAGAGAUCUGAAUUGUAAGGCCAUUUUCUCACCAGAUUCUGUUGUGUUUCAGGAUCAGAAGUUGGGGAUGACGAUUGGCAUUGCCCGACAUGAUAGGGGGCUCUACUUCCUUUCUGAUGAUGCUUCUUCUAGAGAAGAUCAUAGAACUGGUUUUAUGUCUUUAAAUUUUUCUACUUCCGAAAAUGACUUUAUUGAGAGUGGAGAAAGCGAGAAGUUGGAAAAUCAUGAUGCCUCUCUUGAUCUUCUUAUAGCACUGAGGAAAAGUACUCGUUCAUGCGCGAAGUACUUUAUGCACAACUACAUGACAUAUAGUAAUCUGUCUCCCGAAUUUAAAGCCUUCACUACCAGCUUGGACACUAUCAUGGUCCCAAGUAGUAUUCAUGAAGCAAUGGAGAUUUCUGAAUGGAAAACAGCUGUUACGGAAGAAAUGAGGGCUCUUUUGAAAAAUGGAACGUGGGAACAGGUGCCUUUACCUGAAGGACACAAGACAGUUGGAUGUAAAUGGGUAUUCACCACCUACGGAGUUGAUUACUCUGAAACAUUCUCUCCCAUGUCCAGACUUAACACUAUUCUGGUUUUGUUGUCGAUUGCAGUAAACAAAGAUUGGCCACUUCACCAGUUAGAUGAAAAUGCAUUCCUGAAUGGAGAACUUGAAGAGGAAAUCUAUAUGAGUCCUCCUCUUGGAUUCGAGAGUCAAGAAGGUAUUUCAGUAUCGCAACGGAAAUAUACACUGGACUUACUCAAAGAAACAGGCAUGACUGAGUGUAAACCCGCUGACACACCCAUGGAGUAUAAUGCAAAACUUGGUGUUAUAAACAACAAAGUUCCUGUUAACAAGGAAAGGUAUCAGAGGUUGGUUGGAAAGCUGAUCUACCUGUCCCAUACAAGACCAGAUAUUUCAUAUGCAGUAAGCGUGGUAAGCCAGUUUAUGCAAGCUCCCUAUGAGGAGCAUAUGACUGCAGUUGAGCGUAUUCUUUGGUACUUGAAGGGUACUCCUAGUAAGGGUCUGAUGUUCAGGAAGUCUGAAAAAAGGACUAUUGAAGCUUAUACCGAUUCUGAUUGGGCAGGCUCUGUUGUUGAUAGAAAGUCAACCUCUGCGUAUUGCACCUUUGUCUGGGGUAACCUUGUCACCUGGCGAAGUAAGAAACAGGGAGUGGUGGCCAGGAGUAGCGCUGAAGCUGAGUACAGGGCAAUGAGCUUAGGGAUAUGUGAAGAAAUCUGGUUGAAGAAUGUGCUGUCUGAUCUUUACCAAGAUAGUGAGCUUCCAAUGAAAUUGUUUUGUGAUAAUAAAGCAGAAAGAAGCAUCGCAAACAAUCUAGUCUAG
This is a messenger RNA of Benincasa hispida (wax gourd), 1983 nucleotides long. The record is from RefSeq and is a predicted model, not a curated record. NCBI's taxonomy places the organism in Eukaryota, Viridiplantae, Streptophyta, Magnoliopsida, Cucurbitales, Cucurbitaceae.